GAAAUAAUUGACCUAGCUGAAUUAACGGUCCAGAUCUCGUUUACAUAACUGGAGUCUUGAGUGUAUAAGAUUCGGCGCUCUACUCUACUCUUUAUUUGAUCACUUUCACCACCACCUGAAACCCUUAUAGCUUCCUAGAUUCCAUCAACCAUGUCGAGAGUUGCCGUUUUUCUCCUCUUUAUUUCAACGAUUGUUCGAGCCACCGAUGUCCAAUACUGUGAGGAGAAUGCAGAGUAUGACGUGAAAGUGAAAGAGGUUUAUAUAUCGCCUUAUCCUAUAGUUCGAGGCGAGCGAGCUAACUUCACCAUCUCUGCCAACACAGGCCGUGGGAUCUCGGGUGGGAAACUGGUGAUUGAAGUUUCGUACUUUGGAUGGCAUGUUCACUCUGAGACGCAUGACCUUUGCACCGAGACUACUUGUCCUGUAGAUACCGGAGACUUCUUGGUUGCACACUCUCAAGUUCUUCCUGCCUAUACUCCUUCUGGUUCAUACUCGCUGCAAACGAAAAUGCUUGAUGCGCAGAAUAAGGAGUUAACGUGCAUUAGAUUCUCUAUCGACAUUGGAUCCCCACCAUCUGUGGCCGACAUCGACAUGUAGAGCAAAUUCACCUGGCAGAAUACUGUUAAAUCACUUUAUUUGCCACUGUAUAAAUAGUUUCUUCUUUUCUAGCUUUUCAGUUGACCUGGCUUUUGGUGAUUUUCAUCAUUACAUAUAUAAUUAAUUAUAUAUACAGUUAGGUGUUUUUUUUUUGCUGUUUUAAUCAAACAUAUAAACAGGUCUCAUGGCAUCAGUCAAUUAAGUGGUUGAACGGUAUAAAUUGACAAUUCCUAACUAUCAUGUGGACGAAAUGCAAACAAUGAAAUGAGAAUAGGCUUUGUGAAAUCAUUGUUGUUGAUGUUACAAAUAACUAUUCGGAUUUAAAACCUUAAACUAUUUCAAACGAGACACCAAAACUCUGUUUCUCUAGUACCCUUCAAACCGAACUUCUCACGACCCACUCACCUAUCAUUUGAGAUGUUUCUGUCUUUUGUAGUAUAGUGAAGAAAGACUCUAAUCAGGCGUAGUAGACUGAUACGAGAGGGAUAUCAACGUCGUUGUCAUUGUCGUCCUCACAAGCCACCACAACAUCCAAGUGACGUCUAU
Molecule: messenger RNA, 1143 nt
Organism: Eruca vesicaria subsp. sativa (arugula)
Lineage: Eukaryota; Viridiplantae; Streptophyta; Magnoliopsida; Brassicales; Brassicaceae
Source: the annotation of a GenBank genome assembly